GGGCAGGAAGCUCGAUCAUCUGCUUCAACAGCGGCCAAGCAGGCCACAUCGCGAGAGACUGGCCGGCGGGCAAAGGACAAGGUGCUUUUGCUAACAAUACGAAGUAUUGGCAAUCGAGGAAGGAGAAUGAGGAUAGCAUAAACCGGGUAGUCAGGUGGGUGGACUACAAAAUGUAGAAGGAAAUGGAGGAAGAGGAGAAUAAGAAGGUAGAGGAGGAGAAGAGAAAGAAGCCAAGCGAAGAAGCCAGCUAUUUGGAAGAGGAUAGGCGUGAUGAGAAGAUUCGAAGGAUGUUUGCGGAAAUCGAGCGAAGAAUGAUGGAGGAAUGCGACAGAAGAGACAUGAAGAUAGAAGAGGGGGAGCUGCGAACGAUAGCGGCAGUAUCAAGGGUUCUGCGUAACUUCAGAGUGGAGAUAAGGACUGAAAUCCAAAUGACACUAGCGGUGAACUCCAAGAUGACGAAACGGGACAGAGAAGUACUUGCGAGUGGGCUGGAUACUUACUUGAUGGAGGAAGAAGUGUUGACGGACGAUGGUUCGAAGCAUGGCCUGGAUAAAAUGUUUGCCUGGAGCGUGGCUUAUGACGAGGUCAACAACAGUGAAGCAGAGACAUUAAAGGAGAUGAAGCGAGACUUUGAAAGUCGUGGCCUGCACAAGCUGGUGAACUGGAACUCAAAGGGGAGGAUCGACAAUGCGUACGUGCUGCCCAAGCACAAGGAUCUCGAACGAUGGCGGACCAUUGCCCUAGCAUGCAGUGAACCCACGAUGACCGACAGUCGAUGGACUGCGAGGGCGCUCAACUACCUACUGGAAAAGCUCCCCGGGGCAGAGCAUUUCAACCUCAAUGUAACAACCAUGCUCAAGCAAAACUUGAAGAAAGUGGAGAAGAAGCUUCAUAUUUGGGGACUCCCUGCUGCAGCGCCCACCAAGGUGAAGAAGAUGGAUGCCACCAUCGCCAGGUACGGUCUGUACGAGUUUGUGGUGAUGCCAUUUGGCCUGUGCAAUGCUCCCGGCACUUUUCAGCACGCAAUGAAUCGGAUCUUUCAUGACUACUUAGACAAGUUUGUUAUCGUGUACCUCGAUGACAUACUUAUCUUUAGUAGGACUGUCGAGGAGCACGUGGAACAUUUAGAUAAAGUCCUCAGUCUCCUUCGUCAGCACAAGUUCAAGAUUAACGGUGAGACGUGUGAAUUUGGCAUCGCCCGUAUCUUGUACUUGGGUCAUGAGAUUUCCGCGGACGGGUUGAAGCCCGAUGACACAAAGGUGGCCAGCAUUCGUGAUUGGCCACGUCCUCAGUCUGUGACUGAGAUGAGAUCUUUCUUAGGGAUGAAAGGCUACUAUAGGACUUUCGUUAAGAACUAUAGCAUAGUGGCCGCCCCUUUGACUGAUCUGACCUGCCUUGACACCCCAUGGGAGUGGACAGACAAGUGCGAGGCUGCUUUCAGACAUCUGAAGCAUGCGUUGACGCACUAUGAGGUCUUGAAACUUCCCGAUCCUGACAAGCCAUUUGUAGUUACCACGGAUGCCAGCCAAUAUGGCAUUGGCUCCGUGCUUGCGCAGCAGGAGGGGCCAAAGUUGAGGCCGGUCGAGUACAUGUCCAAGAAAAUGUCGUCUCAGAAGUUGGCAAAGUCCACCUAUGAGAAGGAACUCUAUGCGGUGUACAAAGCUCUGACCCAUUGGAGACACUAUCUCCUUGGGAGGUUCUUCAUCCUCAAGACUGAUCAUCAGACCUUGAGAUGGAUGAAAACACAACCGGUGCUCUCUGACGCCUUGAAGCGUUGGAUCGAAGUCAUUGAGCAGUAUGACUUUGACCCCCAGUAUUUGAAAGGGGCGUACAACAAGGUUGUGGAUGCCUUGUCGCGUAGACCUGAUUUCUCAGGUGCGCUGAUAACUGAGUUCGAUCUGACGGACGAUGUAACUCGUUCUUUGGUGGAAGCCUAUCGCGAGGACCAGUUUAUGUCUGAGAUCAUACGUAGACUAGAGGCGAAGGACAAAAAGACUUCUGCUGAGUUUGAGGUGGUCAACGACUUGUUGUUCCUUGAGAAGCCAGGGAAUAAACGAUUGUGUGUUCCAAAUAGAGAGUCUUUGCGUAGUUUGUUUUUAGGCGAGUGUCAUGAUGCCACCGGCCAUUUUGGGUACAAGAAGACCGCAACCAAUCUGUUACAGCGGUUCUGGUGGCCCACGAUGAUGCGAGAUGCGCAGUUGUACGUGGAGACAUGUCAAGUCUGUCAAAGGGACAAGCCACGUACUCAGGCGCCUCUUGGGUUCCUGAAGCCCCGUCCGAUCCCGGAAAGGCCUGGUGAGAGCCUGUCCAUGGACUUCAUGGAUACGCUGGUCACAAGCAAGAGCAGGAUGAGACACAUCUUCGUCAUCGUGGAUAGGUUUAGUAAGUAUGCUAGAUUAGUAGCCAUGUCGGAGACUGUGAAGACCGAGUACGUCAUUAGAUUGUUUAAAGAGAAUUGGGUCAGGGAUUUUGGUUUGCCCAAAUCCAUAGUAAGUGACAGGGAUGUUCGAUUCACUAGUGAGUUGUGGAAGGCCGCUGCUGCGGAGUAGGGAACCCAGUUGCAAGUGACUUCUGGGAAUCACCCAGAGGCCAACGGCCAGGCGAGCAACUGAACCGCGUUGUACAACACCUGUUGAGGCAUUACAUCAAGCCCAACCAGGUGGACUGGGAUGAGAAGCUUGCUCUCAUCGCCAACAUAUACAGCAACGCUGUACACAGCGCUACCGGGGUAAGCCCAAACAACUUACUAUUGACUUUCAAGCCUAGACUGCCCUUAGACUUCCUUCUUCCUGAGAAUCAGUCAACUGCUGCACCAGGCACCUUAGAAUUUGCCUAUCGGUAUGAACAAAAGAUGCAGCAGGCGGUAGAACAAAUGCAGAAGGCACAG
This is a messenger RNA of Chara braunii, 2887 nucleotides long. The record is from the annotation of a GenBank genome assembly. Lineage: Eukaryota; Viridiplantae; Streptophyta; Charophyceae; Charales; Characeae.